AUGGCCGACUCCAACCCUGCACCCGUCCCGGCCGCGGCCACGGCACCCGCCGCCGAGGUCGCCCAAAAAGUGUCGCCCAAGAUCAGGUACAAGGUCGAGUGCGAGGACCAGUACGGCCCCAAGUUCGACUGCAUGCAGGACGAUGCACCUUUCGACCUGCAGCUCACCAAAGGCCCGACCGCCAUCGACGAGACCAUGCCCGUCUUCGAGAUCAUCACCUCGUUAAAAGUCGCCUCCAAGCGGCCCAAAUACGCAGACUACAUGAAGAUGUUCAGUGCAGAGGGCCCCCUGAACCUCGACGACGACGACGACAGCGACGACGAGAAAGAGGCCGACGCUAAGCCCAAGGAGAAGCCCAAGCAGACGCUGGAGGGCAAGCGCAUCCUCGACGUCCUCGACACGAGGAUGGUCAUCCACUCGCCCUUGCUGCUGGACGCCAUCCGGGACGUCGUCCACUACUACCCGAGCCAGAACCUGACCGGCGACACCGUCACCGUCCACGAGCCCUACCGCGCCCUCGUCCACCACAUCACCGAGCUCCGCAACCUCAGCAACAGCCUCGCUCUCGAGCGUACCCCCGCCGAGUCGGACGAGACGGAGAAGACGGACGCCGACGUCAAGUACGACCACCUCCAGAUCCUCCUCGACUUCCUCGACCCGCACGUCGAGAAGACGGUGCUGCCCGCACGCCGCCGUCUGAAGAAGGACGCCGCCACCGUCACCUACGACGACAUCUGGUACCUGAUGCGCCCCGGCUCGCUCGCCUACGCCCUGCACGACGACGUCUGGCUGGGCGUCAUGAUCAAAGAGGCCGAGUCCAUCCCCGCCGACAACGACGGCAACCCGCCCAAGUGGAAGCUCACCGGCUGGGUCAUUGACAACUCCUGGCACAUGCACACCCUCGGCACCGCCGAGGUCAGCGUCGACGUCCCGUACUUCGAGGGCGAGAAGCUCGUCACCACCCUCCCCAUAUACCCGCGCGCCUACUUCGACAAGACCGACGCCAACGCCCGCCGCGACAAGUUCAUCGCCCGCGGCCGCAAGGUGCGCGACAUCCUCUGGCAUGGCCACUCCUACGUCAUGUACGAGGGCGAGUGCAUGGACGAGAAGAAGCGCGUGUACAAGGGGCCGCUGAUGGCCGACGCCUCCGUCCCGAGCGGCGAGUCGGUGCCGGACCACAAGUGGAGUCUGGGCUGGGACUACAGCCUCGACGAGGGCCUCGUCUCGCCCAGGCAGCGCCCGGGCUUCCCGCAGCCGCUCGCCCUCAACACCGAGGUGCACGACCGCUCCAUGCUGACCGACGACCACCUGUUCCUGAUGGUCCCCGUCCUGCCCGGCUUCGCCCUGGCCGAGAAGUUCUGGUCGCCCGUGCACGUCGACUACAUGCGCCCCGUCGAGGAGCCCAAGUUCGCCGUGCCCGACGCCAACAUCGGCGAGGAGAACUCGGAGAUCAUCAAGGCCCUGGCCCACCGCCAGCUCAAGUCCAAGGUCAAGUGGACCGCCGACUUCGUCCAGCACAAGGGCGCCGGCGUCGCCGUGCUGCUCUACGGGCCCCCCGGCGUCGGCAAGACGUACACGGUCGAGCUCACCGCCCUGCACACCCGCCGCCCCAUGGUGAGCCUGACCAUCGGCGACCUCGGCACCAACGAGGAGAGCAUCGAGAGCGAGAUCACCAAGUGGUUCGACCUCGCCCACCGCUGGAAGGCCGUGCUGCUGAUCGACGAGGCCGACAUCUUCCUCGAGCGCCGCAGCACCGACCUGGCCCGCAACGGCAUCGUCACCGCCUUCCUGCGGAAGAUGGAGUACUUUGGCGGCCUGCUGUUCCUGACCACCAAUCGCGUCGAGCACAUCGACGACGCCUUCAUGUCGCGCGUGCACGUCGCCAUCGGCUUCGAGAAGCUCGAUGUCGCCAAGCGGCGCGGCAUCUGGGCCUCGUUCUUCGACAAGCUGGAGCGCGAGGCCAAGGGCCAGAUCGCCGUGAGCGCCGACGCGAGGACCUUUGUCCUCGAGAGCGACGACAUGGCCGAGAACGAGUGGAAUGGACGCGAGAUCAGGAACGCCUUCCAGUCGGCUAUUGCCAUUGCCGAGUACGAGGCUUCCAAGGAUCCCGAGUUCAACGACGAGGAGGAUGAGAUUGUCGUCAGUGUUGAGCAUUUCCGCAGGGUGAUGAUGAUGAGCAAGAAGUUCCGCGAUCAUGUGGAGAAGGCGAGGAAGGACAACGAGAGCGAGUGGAGUGACUUGUAA
Messenger RNA from Diplodia corticola, 2244 nucleotides. Its product is annotated as atpase aaa+ type core protein. Gene Ontology annotation, molecular function: ATP binding; ATP hydrolysis activity. The transcript has a single exon. The coding region runs from base 1 to 2244 and encodes 747 amino acids. The record is from RefSeq and is a predicted model, not a curated record. Lineage: Eukaryota; Fungi; Ascomycota; Dothideomycetes; Botryosphaeriales; Botryosphaeriaceae.